AUGGAUAGUAAAUUUAAUCGAUACUACAUUAAAAUUCGGACUGUUUUUGAAAUAGAUGCAAAAACAAUCUGCGAAGAACUUACAGAAGCAUUGGAAUCUGACACUUCAUCAUAUUCAAAAGUCAAAAGAUGGGCAAAACAUUUUCGUGAAGAGAGAGGCGAUGUCAUCAAUGAAGACUAUCGAGCUGGUCGUUCAGUUUCAGUACUUACAGAUGAAAAUAUUGAACGUAUUCAACAAGUUAUUGAAGAUAAUCCACAUUCAACUUAUGAUGAUAUUAUAGCUGAGACUUCUCUCUUUUUCAUGGAACAAUAG
Messenger RNA from Rotaria sordida, 312 nucleotides. The record is from the annotation of a GenBank genome assembly. NCBI's taxonomy places the organism in Eukaryota, Metazoa, Rotifera, Eurotatoria, Philodinida, Philodinidae.